Molecule: messenger RNA, 1614 nt
Organism: Limulus polyphemus (Atlantic horseshoe crab)
Lineage: Eukaryota; Metazoa; Arthropoda; Merostomata; Xiphosura; Limulidae
Product: proline-, glutamic acid- and leucine-rich protein 1-like
Exons: 4
Coding region: 515-1051 (178 amino acids)
Source: RefSeq, a predicted model, not a curated record
CUCGUGUUGUCACGUGCCUCUGUGCUCACAACUCGCUCCACGCGCAGAAAUUGGCAAGUUUAGUCAGUGGCGCGAGUCGUAGAUCGCCAGGUCUGUUGGAGAGAGUGAGAAGAUGCAGUAGGUAUCAGUGUCUAAAGGAGAUCUCUGGAAAAAUUACAUCUUCUACUGAAACCAAAACCUAUUGCAGUUCAGCUCAGGAAGGAAAGGGCCGUGCUGCUGACGUCAAACUACGCAAGCCUAGUGAGAUUAACCCUUUAUAAUACGAUAGGUCCAUCGAUCAGUCACUGCUUUCUCCUAUCAGCUCUCUAGAGGAAGACGCACAUUGGUCGAGCUCCAAUCAGCUCAAUUACUCACAGAAUUCAUCGCCUUUUUCUUAGGCGAGUCAUCUCACCAAUCAUAUAAAACCACCGUAACAAAUCGCACCUCUCUUUAAAUUAAAGACUUUUUUUGCUUAAUUAUCGACACAGGUGCCUUAUUGAUUUAACUGAAAACCUAUCGUUCAGGGUUAGACACGAUGUCGCCUUCUCCUGCCGGAUCACCUUCGUUUGUCAGAAAAGUCAGAACAUCUCAAGGAAUGUGGCCCCCGAAGAAUCCUAGUGUUCGGGAACUUCCAAAAGUUGGAUUUUCACCAGGCUGGUCUCAGGAAGGCCAAGGGAAGAGACUUAUCUGGCCACCUCCCAAAUCCAAUGAUUACGACGCACGACCACUUGCUUUUUCAAGGGGAAAUAUAGCUACCACUUGGAAUCCCACAAGCCCUGAUGAAGCUUCUCGGCCUCCUCCUUUCGCCCCACAAUCUCCUACUCCGAACCGCCGGUCAAAAGAUAUUGCUUGGCCCCCUCCUCAAACACAACGGAGGACUAAUGAAGAGUUUACCAAACCAACCCGUCGGGUCAAGGAUUUUAACGAAUACGUCACACAACACGCGAGCUUAGCCGUGCCUCCUACUUAUCAUGCACCCCCAGGUACACAACACGUGGAGGCAGAGUACUAUUCAGAAGAGGAAGAGGAAGAAGAAGAGGAGGAGGAGGAGGAGGAAGAAGAUGAUGAAUAGCAAAAAACAAAACUGUUCAGCCAUAUAUAUUUUUGUUAAAAUAUGUGAAUUUAAUGAAAAAUUAUCUGUCAAUUCAACGCAAUUUAGGUUGCAAAUCUAACUUGUUAGCUGAUGCUUUGUUUGUGACAAAUUUUAUAUCGCAACUUCAAACUUUUGCUUUUUUUAGCGAAAUCACAAAAGAAGAUUAUUGAUGCCAGAAAAUAUAGUAAGAGAUAAAAAAGAAACACUCAUUUUUUGUUGAUGUCAGCAAAUCUAAUAAGAAAUAAAAAAAGAAACAUUCACUUAAGAGUGUAACGCCAAAUUGGAACGAUCUGACCAAAUGUAUUGGUUUUCAAGCUUGUUUACGCAUACAUUUUUUAUGUAAUUUAUCAUAAAACCUUGAGAUUUUUUUUACAAUAUAGAUGAUUACGGUAAACAUUAUUUCGUUGUAAUUGCAUUUAGAUGAAAUAUUAAAAAAACUUGUCAUAUUUUAUAUCUCAAUUCGUCGGUUUUAAAUAGUUCGUGCAAUCGGCAUCUUGUAUGAUUUCAGUAAGGAAUUAAAGAAGUUAUUUCGCUUGUUAUCA